This is a messenger RNA of Homalodisca vitripennis (glassy-winged sharpshooter), 1352 nucleotides long. RefSeq names its product probable E3 ubiquitin-protein ligase bre1. Lineage: Eukaryota; Metazoa; Arthropoda; Insecta; Hemiptera; Cicadellidae. Gene Ontology annotation, molecular function: calcium ion binding. The transcript has 10 exons. The record is from RefSeq and is a predicted model, not a curated record. Bases 85 to 1290 code for a protein of 401 amino acids.
AUACAAUUUAACCUUAAUCUUACAAUUUAACUGUUUGAGUUUAGGCCUAUAAUAGGAAAAUUGUUGUGAUAUAAAUUUAGUAUAAUGUGUGAAAAUUCAGAAGAAGAAAUAUUGGAAAUGCUAAAUAGCAUCUUUACAAAAUGUGAUAUCGAUGGUAACGGAUUUGUAGACAUAAACACACUUAUACAUUUCCUCACUUGUCAAGAUUCUACAUGGCAAAAAGAUAAAACCAUUGAAGAGGAAUUCCGCAAAGUUCUGUGUUGCAAUGGAUUAAACCAAAGAAUCUCCAAAGAUCAUUUUAUCACAUCAUUGCUAGGCUGUAUUAAAUUAAAAACCCAAUCAUUUGAAGAAAACCACUACAAUGAGAAUCCUAAUCAGGAAGUUUCUGCAGAACAAUCUCCAGAAAUUGUGUUUGCCAGUGUGACAAACAAUAUCAUCAAUUCUGAAGUUUGCUUUGUUGCAGAUGGUCAAACUUUGACUAAUGAGGAUGUAGCAGAAGAGAUAUCAGUGUCUGACUGCGAGAGUUCCCCUGUAAAUAAACAGUUUCUGAAAUCCUUACAGAAUGAAAUACUUGCAGUACAGCGGAAAAAUGAAUACUUGGAGGGUAUUAAUAAUUCUCUUGUAAGUCAGAUUUCAUCCUUGGAAGAUGUAAUCAUGAAGAACGAAAAGGAAUCUGCCUCUUAUUCACAUAAGUUGUUGGUCAGCCAACAGCUUUUGGAAAUGCAGAAACAAAAACAAGAAGAGAUUGAAGAAAAACUUUCUCUAUUUGUUGACAACAACAAAUCAGUCACCAUCCAGCUGUCUCAUGCUGAGAGAGAAAAUUCAAAGCUGAAAGAGUUGCUAUUAAACCUGGAAAAGCAGGCUGAUUUAAAAUUAUCUGAAAAGUUGUUUCAAGACACAAAACUCAAGGACAUCAAAGAGAAGUACAAUAUAUUAAAUGAUUUAUUCUCAAAGUCUCAAGAAGAGUUGGAAAGUUUGAAAAUGAAAGAUAAAACAGGGGAAGAGAUGUAUGAGCAACUGGUAGAACAGAAUACAAACCUUAGGUUGCAGUUGGAUUCAAGUGAUUGUCUUGUUCAGGACCUGAAAUCUCAGUUAGCUGCUACUUGCAAAGAAUUAUCUAAUUUACAUAACAAGAAAAUCAAAGCUAAGACACAAACCUCUACACCCUCUGAUAACCAAAGUGCUGACAAUUCAAUGAUUUUUUUAGAUGAAAAUUUUACUCUUGAUAGUACAAUACCGUUUGAGAGAUCACUUCUGGCUGAGUUACAAGACAAGGUAAUGUUACGGUAAAUUAUGGAAUAAUUUUACAAGACCAAUUAAGGAAUGUGAUGAAAUAUACGAGUAUUACUUAA